AAAAACAAGACGAUGGAAGCUCUCUGAGCCGUACGGUGCUUUUAAGUUUUCCGUUUGAAUGCAAAGGCAAGGGACGGAGCUAAUGACGUAAUGAUCUUCGCUGAAGAUGAAAAUCAUCAGUCAAUCACUUCAUUAUUGCUGCUGCGAUUCCACUACCUACAAGGGCAUGACAGUCAUCCUCAAAAUGUCCUCUUCUACUUCUCCCAAUAAGGGUAAGGGUCCUGAAUCAGCUCCUCCAAGAAUCACAUCCAAUGUCAAGCAGAACUUGCAGUUUUUAAAGUUGUGGAAGGAAUACCAAAAGAGGAAAUCCAAUGUACCUAAGCCUGCAACUAUUUAUAGGAGAAAGAAGGUGCAAAAGGAGGAGCUUCCUCAAGAUAUAGAGCUUUAUCGUGAUCCAACAACGACCCUUUAUUAUACCAACCAGGGUGCAGAGGAUGAUGUCCCUGUAUUGCUCGUUGAUGGUUGCAAUGUAUGUGGCUAUUGGGUGAAGCUGAAGAAGUAUUUUAUGAAAGGAAGGCUUGACACUGCUGGCCUGAAACUAAUUGAUGAACUUAUAAGAGGGGUGAAAGUGGUUGUUGUAUUUGAUGCCAUGAUGUCUGAACUUCCUACACAAGGAAAUUUUUGCUGGCAUCGAUAUAGUUUACUCAGGAGAAUCUUGUGCUGAUGCAUGGAUUGAAAAAGAGGUUGUAGCUCUGAAGGAGGAUGGAUGCCCCAAAGUAUGGGUUGUGACUUCUGAUAAUUGUCAGCAGCAAGCAGCACAUGGCGCG
This is a messenger RNA of Hibiscus syriacus, 767 nucleotides long. RefSeq lists its product as uncharacterized. The transcript has 9 exons. The record is from RefSeq and is a predicted model, not a curated record. Lineage: Eukaryota; Viridiplantae; Streptophyta; Magnoliopsida; Malvales; Malvaceae. Bases 107 to 664 code for a protein of 185 amino acids.